UGGGCAAAACCCAGGUGGUGCCCUGGUAUUCCCCCUGUCUGGGCCAUGGCUCCCACACUCAGGAACCAGACCUUGUGGGUGAGUACACGCUGUCCCUCCUGCCAAGUUAAUAACUUCCUGCCCCAGGCAGGAAUAUAACUCUGCACUUACAGCAGCUCCUGCUCAGGCUGCCUGUCAAAACCACCCUGCAGCUGCGGAUUAAGGAUCAUGGUCAUGGGAAUGCGGGGUUUCAGGGCAUCCCUCAGGAACUGCUCUUCUCCCCAGAAUUCCAUAACAGAAGCCCGUGUGCUUGUAGGUGUGCUGGUCAUGGUGGGCUUCACAGUGGGAAAGGGUAAGUAAGUGGGGCCCAGGGGCAGGGUGGAAGAGGUGUCUCGAGUCCAGGAAGGGGGUGGAGCUAGGCCCUCGGGGGUUCCUACAGGGCAGGGGACUUAGGAGUGAGCCAGUGUUCCCAUUCCUUUGCCUCCCCAGCUCCUGCUCCUGAGGUCCGGACCUGCCACUUCUGCCUCUUAGAAGACCCUUCUGUGGGAUGCAUUUCAGGCUCGGAGAAGUGCACCAUCAGCAACUCCUCCCCGUGCAUGGUGAUCUCCAUCUAUUACGAUAUCAAGGUUCGCUUCACCAUCCGAGGCUGUGGACAGCACAAUUCCUACCGCUGCCAAGAAAAACGUAACACCUACUUCUCAGAGUACUGGUAUCAGGCCCAGUGCUGCCAGUACGAUUACUGCAACUCCUGGUCCAGCCCCCAGCUGCAGAGCUUCCUGCCUGGGCCCUCUGACAAGUCCCUGACCUUGCCUCUGUCUGACUCCCAGAUCCAGCGGUUCUACCAGGCCCUCAACCUCUCACUGCCCCUACGCAGCUUCCAUGCUGGGACGGAGCCUGAAGACCUGGACCCCCUGGCCACGCUGCCCCUGAACCUGGGCUUGUCCAUUGCUGCCCUGCGCCACAUGUACUUGUUCCUCAACAGUUCAGGACUUUUGGUUCUUCCCCAGGCUGGACCCUGACACCUUACUCUUCCCAGGUUGCACUCCGUUCUAGCGCCUCUCCCUAACACCCCAGCAUCCUCACGGCCUGCUCUGAGAACACCCACACUCUUUGGUUACUGUGAUUUCUUAGGCCUCCCUCCUUUGUGCUCCAGCAUCUAUAUGGCUUUGGUUUAAUUUCCUCCCCUGAACCCUGGUGCUGUUCCUCCUUCUAGAAAAGAAUCUCAAGCGUGGAUUCUGCCCAGGCUGACCUGGGAAAGGCACAGUGAUUUCCUCAUCUCUUUUCCAUUAUCUGAGUGUUCAUCACCCCCUGUCUCCUCUCAAUCUGGUCACUUGCCACUUCUAUUUAGAUCUACCUCUUAAGAUCUGAUACCA
This is a messenger RNA of Propithecus coquereli (Coquerel's sifaka), 1352 nucleotides long. RefSeq names its product lymphocyte antigen 6 complex, locus G5B (gene LY6G5B). The record is from RefSeq and is a predicted model, not a curated record. The coding region runs from base 576 to 998 and encodes 140 amino acids. The transcript is spliced from 2 exons. Gene Ontology annotation, cellular component: external side of plasma membrane. Lineage: Eukaryota; Metazoa; Chordata; Mammalia; Primates; Indriidae.